This is a messenger RNA of Besnoitia besnoiti, 854 nucleotides long. RefSeq lists its product as uncharacterized. The record is from RefSeq and is a predicted model, not a curated record. Gene Ontology annotation, cellular component: membrane. Bases 1 to 300 code for a protein of 99 amino acids. NCBI's taxonomy places the organism in Eukaryota, Apicomplexa, Conoidasida, Eucoccidiorida, Sarcocystidae. The transcript has a single exon. Gene Ontology annotation, molecular function: electron transfer activity. Gene Ontology annotation, biological process: mitochondrial electron transport, ubiquinol to cytochrome c.
AUGAGUCUAUUCCGGGCACACCUCGUCUUUUAUCGGUGUGCUCUCAAUCUAAAUUCAUCUUAUAACUUUGGUUUCUUAGUUGCAAUUACCUUUGUACUCCAAAUAAUUACAGGUAUCACUUUAGCGUUCCGAUAUACUUCUGAAGCAUCUUGUGCAUUUGCUAGUGUUCAACAUCUAGUUAGAGAGGUAGCAGCAGGAUGGGAAUUUAGGAUGUUGCAUGCAACAACUGCUUCUUUCGUCUUCUUGUGUAUCUUAAUACACAUGUCUCGAGUAUGUAUAACUCCAGCUAUAGUUAUUUAACUACUGCUUGGAUGUCUGGUUUAAGUUUUAUAUCUACUUACUAUAGCCACUGCUUUCCUCGGUUAUGUACUACCAUGGGGACAGAUGAGUUUCUGGGGUGCUACAGUCAUUACUAAUCUCCUUUCUCCAAUACCAUAUUUAGUACCUUGGUUACUCGGUGGAUACUAUGUAUCUGAUGUAACAUUAAAACGAUUCUUUGUAUUGCACUUUAUAUUACCUUUUGUAGGUUGCAUUCUAAUUGUAUUACACAUCUUCUAUUUACAUUUAAAUGGUUCUAGUAACCCUGCAGGUAUUGAUUCCGCACUUAAAGUAGCCUUCUAUCCUCAUAUGUUAAUGACCGAUGCUAAAUGUCUAUCCUAUCUAAUUGGUUUAAUUUUCUUACAAACGGCUUUUUGGUUUGAUUGAAUUAUCGCACCCAGAUAACUCCAUACCAGUGAACCGGUUUGUAACUCCGCUUCAUAUCGUACCUGAAUGGUACUUUUUAGCAUAUUAUGCGGUGUUAAAAGUAAUCCCAUCCAAAACCGGUGGUUUGUUAGUAUUUAUGUUAUCAACAU